CCUUUUCUCUGAAACUAUUGUUGCUGAACCCUAACAAACAAAAUAGUCUCCACUUCCCAGGGGUUUUGGCUCUGCUUCGCUUUCUCGCCAUGGGUAAGAAACUCAAAGAAAUUCUGCAGUUAAGCGAAGCUGAAACCCUAACAACUGAAGGGAACCGUGUAACUGAGAAGAAGAAUAAGAAGGAUAAGAAGAAGAAGAACAAGGAAAGAAAACACAACCAUUUCAACGAAGAAAACCCAACACCAGAACUGCUUGAGAACGGCCAAGGAGAAGCUAAACCAAAAAGGAAGCUUGAAGAAGCACUAGAGCCUUCAGAAGUCUAUGGAAAGGAUACUGAAAGUAAGAAGGCCAAGAAGAAGAAGGAGAAGAAAGCAGAGGAAUUGAAUUCGAGUAAAGAACUUCAGGGUAAUAAUGUCGAAGCAAAUGAAAACAGUAGGGAUGAGUCAUUCAUUAAUGCUUCUGUGACUGUGUCUGGAAACAACACAAAGGAUUCCAAGUACGCAGCUUUGAACUCUUUUGCUGAAUCCAAGCUCCCUGAGGAAGUACUUGAAUGCUGCAAGAAUUUCAGUAAACCUUCUCCAAUUCAAUCACAUGCUUGGCCUUUCCUUUUGGAUGGUCGGGAUUUCAUUGGUAUCGCUGCAACUGGAUCAGGUAAAACGUUGGCAUUUGGGGUUCCUGCUUUGAUGCAUAUUUUGAGCAAGGAGAAUAAUAAAAAAUCCAAGAGAAAGAAUCCUCUUUGUCUUGUACUCUCACCUACAAGGGAACUAGCUCAACAAAUUGCAGAUGUUCUGUGUGAUGCUGGAACGCCUUGUGGUGCCAAAACAGUUUGUUUGUAUGGAGGAACUUCCAAAGGACCUCAAAUAUCUUCUUUGAAGUCUGGAGUGGACAUUGUUAUUGGGACUCCUGGCCGUUUGAAGGAUCUAAUUGAAAUGGGUGUGUGCUGCUUGAAGGAAGUAUCUUUUGUGGUUCUAGAUGAAGCAGAUCGGAUGCUUGACUUGGGUUUUGAACCAGAGGUUCGCUCCAUAUUGAAGCAGACAUGUGCUGUGCGCCAGAUGGUAAUGUUCAGUGCAACAUGGCCUCCUUCUGUUCAUCAGUUAGCUCAGGAGUUCAUGGAUCCAAAUCCUGUUAAGGUUGUUGUGGGAUCAGAGGAUUUAUCUGCCAAUCAUGACGUUAUGCAGAUUGUAGAGGUAUUAGAAGACCGUUCACGUGAUGCACGUUUGGUCGCCUUGCUCGAGAAGUACCACAAAUCCCAAAGGAACAGAGUAUUGGUUUUUGUCUUGUACAAGAAGGAAGCAUCUCGUGUUGAAAAUAUGCUUCAAAGAAGGGGUUGGAAGGUUGUUUCUGUACAUGGUGACAAAGCUCAACAUGAUCGUACAAAGGCACUUUCUUUGUUUAAGGAUGGAACCAGUCCUCUGAUGAUUGCCACUGAUGUAGCUGCUCGAGGAUUGGAUAUUCCGGAUGUGGAAGUAGUGAUCAACUACAGCUUCCCUCUCACUACUGAGGAUUAUGUUCACCGGAUAGGGAGAACUGGUCGGGCUGGUAAAAAGGGUGUUGCCCACACCUUCUUCAUGCAGGAAAACAAGGGCCUUGCUGGAGAGCUCAUUAAUGUUCUUAGAGAAGCAAGGCAGAUUGUGCCUGCUGACCUCAUGAAAUUUGGCACACACGUGAAGAAAAAGGAAUCCAAGCUAUAUGGUGCCCACUUCAAAGAAAUUACAGCAGAUGCCCCCAAGUCUAUGAAGAUCAAAUUUGACAAUUCAGAUGAGGAAGAUUGAGCCUUAAGGGAUAUUGCAAGUGUCUUUUUAUUUUAAUUCUACUGUGCACUCAAGAGGCUAGUGGAAUUUGAGAUAGCACUGGGGUUGAUUCCCUGCAUACUAUCUCCACUCGAUUGUCUCUCUCCAGAGACCGAAACUUUAGAAGAAAGAUGAAUUAAGGUAGAAGUUCAAGAAGCCGGUGAGAGCCCAACCAGCGUGUUGAACCUGAUCUUUCUGCAGCUUUCUCCUCAUAUUGGAAUGCCAUACCCUAUAUAAUGUAUUAGCAGUCAGAUAAUCAUCACAAAAUUUUGCCUAGUUUAAAAUAUGGUUUACCUUUUUAUUGAUUUGUGGCUAUUAUUUCCAGUAUCAUACAUUUUCUUGGUUUACUUAUUUAUCAAGAAGUUGUAUUUUGGACAUUUUUGUUAAUUAAAAGCUCCUGGUUCCUUGCUCUCUC
Molecule: messenger RNA, 2205 nt
Organism: Telopea speciosissima
Lineage: Eukaryota; Viridiplantae; Streptophyta; Magnoliopsida; Proteales; Proteaceae
Product: DEAD-box ATP-dependent RNA helicase 5
Exons: 13
Coding region: 90-1772 (560 amino acids)
Biological process (GO): rRNA processing
Cellular component (GO): nucleolus
Molecular function (GO): RNA helicase activity; RNA binding; ATP binding
Source: RefSeq, a predicted model, not a curated record